Molecule: messenger RNA, 262 nt
Organism: Funneliformis mosseae
Lineage: Eukaryota; Fungi; Glomeromycota; Glomeromycetes; Glomerales; Glomeraceae
Source: the annotation of a GenBank genome assembly
GAAGAAGAAGGGACGAAUGAAUCGACUGAAGUAAGUGCUCUAACUAUGUCCAUACCUAAAGAAAAUUCAUCCUUAUCAGCCGAAGAGGAGGAUUAUCUAAAAAUGAUCACAGGAUCUAUUGACGAGAAGACCGCUUAUUGGGGUACACCAUAUGAGGCUGGGAUAGAGAAAAAGAACAAAACGUCGGCAAGUGUAGUAACUCCAGUAUCGCGAGCUAAGACAGAUAUGUAUUUUGAUAAGGAGGAAGGAGAAACGAACGAAA